CCACAUCCAAAAGAAAUGAAAACAAAUGAAUCAUUUUCGAUUGAUCCGAAAAAUUUUACAAUAAAAUCAAAAGUUAAUGGUGAUUGUCCAGUUCUUGAUCGAGCAAUCAAACGUUAUUUAGAUAGAAUGUUCAUAGUGGAUUGUUCACGUGUAAAUGAACAUUUUCGUGGUAGAUAUUUUUCGAAUAAGACGGAAAAUUUUAACAAAAUUCAUGGUUAUGAUGGACAAAUGACAAUGGUACUGAUACAGGUUCAUGAUAAAUGUGAAACAAUACCAAAUACCGAUAUGAAUGAAGCUUAUACAAUUAAAAUCGAUAAAGAUCAUUCAAUAAUCGAUAGUAAAUCCGUUUGGGGUGCAUUACGUGGUCUAGAAACAUUAAGCCAAAUGAUUACACGUGCUGGCAAAAAUCAAUUUCGCAUUAAUAUUGGCCAAAUCAAUGAUGAGCCUCGUUUUACAUUUCGUGGUUUUAUGUUGGACAGUUCACGUCAUUAUCUUCCUCUUCACGCUAUUUAUGAAACAUUAGAUGCAAUGGAAAUGAACAAAUUCAAUGUUUUCCAUUGGCAUCUUGUCGAUGAUCAAUCAUUUCCAUUCGUUUCGACUACAUUCCCGGCAUUAAGUGAAAAAGGAGCAUAUAGAUCGAAUUUCAUUUAUACACCUGAAGAUGUACAAAAAGUAUCACAUUAUGCUAAUGAUCGUGGAAUACGUGUCAUACCAGAAUUUGAUACACCUGGCCAUACACAAUCCUGGGGAAAAGGUCAACCAAAUCUGUUGACACAAUGUUAUGAUGCAAAAGGAAAACCAAAACCCAAUGUUUAUGGACCGAUAAAUCCUGUAUUAAAUACAACCUAUGAAUUUAUACAGAAACUUUUCCAUGAAAUAGCCCAACGUUUUCCCGAUCAAUACAUCCAUUUAGGUGGUGAUGAAGUGGAAUUUGGUUGCUGGAAAUCAAAUCCAAUUCUACAAGAAUUCAUGAAAACCAAUCAUUUUGGUGAUGAUUAUGCUAAACUGGAAAGUUAUUAUAUAACCAAAUUGAUCGAUAUUGUACAGAAUCUGAAUCGAAGUUAUAUUGUAUGGCAAGAAGUAUUCGAUAACAAAGUGAAUAUUCGUCCGGAAACGGUUGUUAACGUAUGGAAAGGUAAUGGAUGGCCAACGGAGAUGAAAAAUGUAGCAAAAGCUGGUCACCAUGUAUUAUUAUCAGCUUGUUGGUAUUUAAAUUAUAUUGGCUAUGGAACCGAUUGGUAUAAAUAUUAUCAAUGUGAUCCACAAAAUUUCAAUGGCACACAACAGGAAAAGAAUCUUGUGAUUGGUGGUGAGGCAUGUAUGUGGGGAGAAUUUGUUGAUGCAUCCAAUCUUAUAAGUCGAACCUGGCCAAGAGCGUGUGCUGUUGCCGAACGUCUUUGGAGUCCAGAAUCGUUCAAAGAUUAUAAAAAUGCUAAACCACGUUUCCAUGAACAACGUUGUCGUAUGCAAGUAUUAGGAUUGAAAGUUGAACCAAUUGAAGGACCAGAUUUUUGCUAUUGUGAUGAUGCGAUCUGAUGUUGAAAUUUCAAAACAAUUAUUAACUGAUUAUUGAUUUACCAUUUACUAUGGGUUUUAAUAGUCCACCAUUUAAAAACAUUAAUGAAUGAGAUUUGAUUUAAAUAAAGAAAUUGAACUUUGUAUAAUAAUUUUUGACGAUAAUAAGUGAACAAAUCAAAUUAGUUUGGAAUAUAUGAGAAUUUGGACGUUCUAUUUGAACAAGAUCAUCAAAUCACUGGCGCAGCGCCCUCUAUCAUCAUCAUCAUAUAUUAUUAAUAAAGUUCUUAAUUGUAUAUAAUAUAA
Dermatophagoides farinae (American house dust mite) is the source of this 1821-nucleotide messenger RNA. The record is from RefSeq and is a predicted model, not a curated record. Lineage: Eukaryota; Metazoa; Arthropoda; Arachnida; Sarcoptiformes; Pyroglyphidae.